AUCUCAUACUUGUGUGUUAGGUAUUGUGUUUCCCAAUGAGCUGAUGGAUGAAAAACAAUUUUGUGGACACAAGAAAGAGUUGGCAAUUUGUCCAACACAUUGUGGCGAGAAAAGGCUCCACAAGUGUCUACGCCAUUGAAUUUCUGCUGUGUGGUGAUCAAAGGAAUGGGCGGAGUGGGGAAUCAUCUUUGGCAGUCAAAUGUGUAUUUCAAUGGAAACAUUUGUGUAGUGAUGGAGUGCUGUACUUCAAUGCAGAAUCAUGGGCAUCGCUGACAAUCUCAGUCAUACACAAUCUCACAGUUUUGUCUCUAAGUUCACCUUCUGUUUUACAUACUCAAAGUCAAUUUGAUGACCCAAACAGCAAUUAUAAUCCAUUAUGUGUGAACAAUGCAGUGCUGCUUAACCACAUUUCCAAGCUUUCUAAGAUGUUGCUGGUCUAUGAUGGUGGAGAUGAUCUCUCUUUUCUGCCUAAAAUUCUUCCUCCAUCAACUGCUCGUGUCCAUGUAUUGAUCACAACUCGAUGUACUGAUUGUUCUGUGUUGCAGAAAGCAACAAAUCAUGUCAUCUCUCUUGGUUGUUUGGAAGCUGAAGAUGCUGUGGCAGCUGUAGCCAUGGUGUCUGGUCGUCAACCGUCAAACAGUCAAGAAACAGCAGCAGUCACCAAAUUGUCAGUUGAACCUUCCAUAGAAAAGCUACCAAUUGCUCUUGUUCAUGCAGGCACCAUAUGAAGGCACGUGUAAGCUAUGAGGAAUAUUACAAACUGUUGAAAACAAAUGAAGCUGAACUUGAGGCUUUGGCAUUGGACCUUGACAAACUGUUGCAUUACUUUAGAGCAAGUCGUCUACGCGAAGUGCUUAUGGAAGCUGAUAUAACUCAGCUUGCUGAUUUGAAACGGUUGAGUGACGUGAAUAUUGAUGAGUUGAAUUUAAUUGAAAGUGACAAAAACGUCAUUGGAAAUGUGAGAAAUUUUAUGAUGUCGUCUAGUCAUGCUCAUCUGACAUGGCAGGUGGACAUUGAGUUGGUUGCAAGAGACAAUCCCAAAGCGUUCUCUCUUCUGGAAUAUGCAUCAUUUCUGUCUUCAAGGGACAUUCCAGAGAAGCUAGUUCGUCCUCUUGUGUUUAUUGAAUGUGCCAAGUGUGAAUACAAUUUGUGUGUCUGAACUUUGUCUUCACAUAAUUUAGUCGAAUGGCACGAGACAGCAGAAGGUUACACUUUGAAUAUUCAUCCAUUGGUGCAGUCAACAGUGAUGGAAUGUGUCAAGCAGCAGCCAGAUGAGAUGGAACAUAAACUAACUGAUGUUUGCAAAAAUAUGCUGUCUCAUCCACAGGACAGUGAAAUGGACUUGAUUUGUCUUUCAACUGAUGUACUAGUUCAACUUGCUUCUCACUUGUAGUCAUUGGCUAAGCAUGUUUUGCUAGCUGGUGUAGAAAUACGAACUUGCUUGGAUUUGGUUAGGUAUACUUGUGCUGCUUCUUUAGAGUUUCAGCCUCAUGAUAUGUUUUGCUAUUUGUGUGAAAAAUGGUACCACAAAGUAGUGCAGUUGCACACAGUUUGCCACAUGAGGUCAAAUGCAGUUGGGUCAUAGAAGCAAGUAAUCUUUCGAGGAGGGCAUAUGUCAGAAGUUGAAAAUAAAGGAAUCAUUAGAUUUGAAUCUGAAAAGCAAGAAGAUGAUUGAUGAGUUAAAACCAGAUGAGAAGAAUGAAAUAUAUCAGCUUCAUAAACAUGUCAUGAGGCUCAAGUGUCAGUGGGAGAUUGCAAGACCUAAUGGAUCAACAGACAAGCUUACUGAAGCAUUGGAAAUAGCAAAAACGACUUUGCCUAUUGCUCAGUCUUUGCUAUCAUCAGAAAAUUGCUUAUAUGCUCAUGUCAAUCGGUACAGUAUUAUUGAUUGUGGGUGACAUCGCUGAUGCUUUAAAGCGUUUUGAGCAGUAUAGACACGAACAGAAGCAGUUACCACCUUGUCGUGAAGCUGGUCUAUGUUAUGCAUUGUAUGGAACUUGUCAUUUGGUGAUGCUAGAAAGAGAGACAAUAUUUGACAAGUUUCAACGAAUCUAUCAAGCACGAGAAGCAUUUACUAACUCUCUCGGCAUACUGUUACUUUAUGCGAAUUGUAAUAAACAAAUAUCGGACGUGUUGGAGGACCUUUCUACUACAUAUGCCAUGAGAGUUGCUGAAGACACUACAUAUGAGAAGGCCACUAUGAUAAAACUAAUAGCAAGGAAAGCAUAUACUUGCGUGCAUUAUGUCAGAGCUAAAGACUUGGUCUACAUGCAUAUGAAAGCUGAAGCUGCUACAAUGGUUUCACAGCCAGCAAAAUUAAGAGCUAUUGCACUGCAUGACAUUGGUUUGUGUCAAAUACGUCUCUCACAGUUGGCUGAAGCUGAAGAUACGUUUACUAAAUCACUGAGAAUUGUUCAAUCUUUAAGACCAGAAGAGCAUCAAGGUUUACAGAUUUCAUCUAGUAAGACAUGCCAGCCAGUCAAUCUAUGUGAUGUCAUGUUGGUAUCAAUUGUUUUUGUAAAUUUAGUAAAAAAAUCUGCUUGGACUAAAUAGUUUGGAUGCUGAAGUACUUUAGAACGUUAGAUUAAGGUACAGACUUAGUAUAACAAUACAGUCACAAGAUUCACAAUAUGUAUUUUACAGUAAG
Molecule: messenger RNA, 2647 nt
Organism: Corticium candelabrum
Lineage: Eukaryota; Metazoa; Porifera; Homoscleromorpha; Homosclerophorida; Plakinidae
Exons: 10
Coding region: 1858-2553 (231 amino acids)
Molecular function (GO): protein binding
Source: RefSeq, a predicted model, not a curated record